Messenger RNA from Haemonchus placei, 786 nucleotides. The record is from the annotation of a GenBank genome assembly. NCBI's taxonomy places the organism in Eukaryota, Metazoa, Nematoda, Chromadorea, Rhabditida, Trichostrongylidae.
CUUUUUCAGAUGCCUGUGUUAAACACCUCGGCGUCUCAGUUCUUUACCCUGCCGUUCCGGCGGAAGAAGCAGCGGUACACCAUCAAUCCGCCCGAUAUCUCAUACAAUGUAGUCUAUCUUGGAAACGUCCUUACUGUACUCGCUGCCGGCGAUAACUGCUUCGAAAAGCCAUUGUCGCUAAUAUGGAAAGCAUACUGUAGUCGGACCGGUGGGGAUCUCAGCAUGGGCCUAGAGGUUCGUCAUGGUUCAAAAAUCUUUUCCCACACAGGUUUCCCGAUACCUUUUUGUCUUCAGGAGUAUAGACGUGAGAAAUUAGCUGUACAAAAUGCUCGUCUUACCGGAAUGACUGGUUGUCCAAGGCGGAAACUGAUGCUACAUUCGGGUAGCCUUAAUUUUCGGCCACCCGUAUGUCGUUCUAAAUCGGCUCCCCGUUUGGGAAGUAUUGAUGAAGAACAGGAGGAAGAUGAAAGCGAUAGCGAUUCAAUUUGUUAUCGAGUAGCACCGGAAACGACGCCAAGUGUGUCAGAAAGUUCUACAAACGGACAAUCAACUGACUUGUCCAUAGAGAAUUCUGAAGGUCAUGACUCGUGUUGUGGUUUUUUGGAAGAGGAGCAAUGUCAGAAACGACUUAAUUCCUUCGAUUUUGACAGUAUCUCCGAUGAAAGCGGAUACCAUGAAGAUAAGCUUUUACGAGGGCUUUCAGAAGAAUCUUAUUACUCUGACGGUGAAUUAGUGAUGCUCGAAGAAGACUACGAUGAUCGAGAAGAGCAAAUGACUUCUUUAUGA